AUGGAUUUUAACUUUAAAUUUCCAACCUUAGAUCUCCAAAUAUUAAUCCAUGAGUCUAACACUUCAAAUGGUAAAGAAGCUCUAAGAAAAUAUUUAAUAAACAAUUCUAUGCUGAAAACAUACCAGUCUUUGGUCAUUAAAAAUAUUAUACAGGAUAAUAAACAAGACAUAAAAUUAAUUAAAGAAACAAAACAAAAAAAAAUUGAUGAAUUGAUGGAAAUGAAAGACAAGGAUCCUGAAAACUCUUCAUAUGUUAAAUCUAUCGAUAUUCAGAUUGCAGAACUAUAUGCACAGUUUAUGGAUACAGAAAAAGCACUGGAAAUGUUAAAAAAUAUUUUGUUCGACGAAUCUUCGCUCAGUUUACAGAUGGAUAUUUAUUUAUGUAGAAUACGAAUGGGAAUGUUAAUUAAAGAUAAAAAACUUGUAGAAGAUAAUAUUCAUCUUGCUACUGAAUGUUGUGAAUUGGGAUGUGACUGGGACAGAAGAAAUAAAUUUAAGAUACAUAAAGCUAUUUAUAAUCUUAAACAAGGUAUUUUUAGUGAGACAGCACAAUUAUUUAGUGAGACCCUUCCUUCAUUUGAAACUAACGAAGCGGUUGAUUUUAAACAUGCAGUAGAAUAUUUUAUAUUUUCAGGUUUAUUAUCUUUUGAAAGAUCUGAUCUAAAAAAAUUACUAUUAGAAUGUUCUGAAGUCUUAGAAAUAGGAAGUUCUGAAGGAGUAAACUUAAUAAGAUCUAUGUAUGAAUGUAAUUAUUAUGAAUAUUUACCUAAUCUAUGUAAAUAUAUAGAAAGUGUUAAAAAUGAUUUCUAUUUACAAAACUUUCUAAAUUUUUUUUGUAGGGAAAUGAAAAUAAAAAUGUAUAAGCAAUUACUUAACAGUUAUCAAUCUUUAGAUUUAAAGAAUAUGGCUGAUGUAUUUGGGAUAAGUAGUGAAUAUCUUGAGGAUGAUUUAAAUGAUUUUAUUGUAGAAAGAAGAAUUAAUUGUAAAAUUGAUAAAGUAUCUUAUACAAUUAUAAUUAAUGAAGAGGAAUACGAUGGAUAUUCAGAAAUUAUCAAGGAAGGGGCGAGCUUGCUAAAAAUUAUUCAAAAUAAUAUCAAUUAA
Messenger RNA from Vairimorpha ceranae, 1101 nucleotides. Its product is annotated as 26s proteasome non-atpase regulatory subunit 6. The record is from RefSeq and is a predicted model, not a curated record. Gene Ontology annotation, biological process: proteasome-mediated ubiquitin-dependent protein catabolic process. The transcript has a single exon. Lineage: Eukaryota; Fungi; Microsporidia; Nosematidae. Bases 1 to 1101 code for a protein of 366 amino acids.